Messenger RNA from Dermacentor silvarum, 2706 nucleotides. Its product is annotated as glycogen-binding subunit 76A. Gene Ontology annotation, cellular component: protein phosphatase type 1 complex. Lineage: Eukaryota; Metazoa; Arthropoda; Arachnida; Ixodida; Ixodidae. Gene Ontology annotation, biological process: regulation of glycogen biosynthetic process. The transcript has a single exon. Bases 341 to 2209 code for a protein of 622 amino acids. Gene Ontology annotation, molecular function: protein phosphatase 1 binding; glycogen binding. The record is from RefSeq and is a predicted model, not a curated record.
CAGCUGGCCCCGUCGGCGGCGGAGGCGGCCGGGCGGCGGCGUAGUGGCCAGCUGCGGCGAGGCAGCCUGAGGCGGCGCGCGAGCUGCUCUGGCGUUGCCCCCGGGGCCUGCUGGCAGCCGGCGGCGGCGCUGACGAGGACGACGAAGCUGAGGACGGUAGGCGCAGCUCGUUCCAGUCCAUGGCGGUCACCGUGGAGCCGUGCCGCCGCCGGUGCGGGCUCGGUCCCGCCCGGCGGCGUCGUCGACGGCAGCGCCUCGUCCGGGAAGGUCGCCCAGAGGUCGGUGCGAUGGCGUCGUCCGCGCGCUAUAUUUAGUCGUCAGUCUCUUCGCGUGGGAGACUAUGACCCCGAGCGAAUGGCAGUCCUCGUGCGCGAUUGGGCUCGCUAGCUGCCGGCUCCGCGCCGAGUAUCUGGCAAGGCAGCUUUACUGCAAACCUUUCACUUCCAUGGAUGACCGGCCCGCCGCGGUGGUGCGCUGUCCGCCGUGCCGUCAACAGUCGCAGUCGUCCACUUCUGUCAACGGCUCGACGGGUUCCUGGCCGAGCACCCCGGCGCCGCAAGACGCGUCCAACUUCCUGGUACGUACCGGCCGCGCUCUCUACGACCGGCUUUAUUCCCUGCUCCAAGAUCAGGCCACCGACUGCGUCGUUCAAUACUGCGAGCAGGGCUCCAACGCUGACGACCCGUCGUCUUCCGUCGAUGAAGGUGCCGAUGCACAGGCGUCUGAGCAAACAGCUCCGCCAGCUGCCGACGGGCGAGACGUUGUCGUAGAGGAACCCCGAAGCGUGGCUCCACCUGAGCUCCUGCCUCCCGCCGUAGCUACCGACGCGGUGGUCCCUCGCGAGCUGGAGGUCAAGAGCGCCGUGAAUGUCAAGGGCAGUGCGGAAGAGGAGCCGCGCCGCUACCCAGCCGAGCGAGACGUGGUGCGCGCCGCGCUGGCACAUCGCGCCCCGGACGACGGCUUUCCCUUCCCCAUCGUGCAGGAGCUGGUGCGGCCUGGCGUGCUGGUGCACAACGAGAGCGACUCCUCGUGCGACCUCUCGGACGACGCCUUUCACGACGCCGCUGACGGGCUCGCCGAGGAAUUUCGUGACGGCAGCGGUUCCUCGGAGACCAGCAACGAGGAAAAGGCACUGGCGGCGCAGAAUUCGUCUGGCAAAAUUGCUGCUCCGGCCAACCCUACGGCCGCUGACGAUACAGCGGCCGCCGCAACUACCGUCGCCGCUGUGACCACUGACGCCGCGGCCACUGUCGCUUCUCCAGUUGCUGUUUCCUCGCCUCCCGCCAUGUCGUCAACGGACGCUUCACCCGACGCGGGCUCCUUGCCGGCGAGCGGCAGUUCAACACAGGGGGCGUCUCCAAGCCGGCCUCGGUCGUCGCGUUUCGCGAAGCACCGAUUCACCGAGGCUCCCUCGCGUAAGGUGACGCACACGGCGCCCGAACUGCCGGAGCAUCCGCCCGACGAGUCAUCCUCGUCCUCGUCCGAGACGUUGUCACCCGUCGUAGACACCAAGAUGCCGCCGGCCACUCCCCCCAAACGAGACUCCGCAGACAGCGACGACGACGAGGGUGGUCGCGCCGUCCUGGUACGCAGCACGUCGCUCAAGAGCGGCAAGAGUCCACCGGGUACGCCGUUCAAGAAGAAGAUCGUGCGCUUCGCCGACGCGCUGGGUCUCGACCUGGCUGCCGUGCGGACCAUCGUGUCCGAGGAGCUGCCCUUGGUACCGGCUUCUGCCUUCACACACCUCCAGCUGGCGCCGCUGGUGCGGUCGCCACCGCCGUGCACGCUGGAGCUGAAGCCACUGUUUUCGCAGCCCGGCGCCAGCCCAAACUUCAUGACCCGGCUGACCACUCAACGCGUCUGCCUCGAGUCAGUCGUGUCGGCAGGCUGCGCCCUGCACGCCGUCAUCCGGGUGCUGAACGUGGCCUUCGAGAAGCUGGUGGUGCUGCGUUACUCGCAGGACAACUGGCGGUCCUUCUGCGACCUGCGUGCUGUCUACCUGCCGGGCUCGUCGGACGGUAUCUCGGACCGCUUCGGUGUCGACGUCUACAUCACACCCCAAGGCGACGCGCAGCUCCAGAUGUGCGUGCGCUACGUGGUCGGAGACCAGGAGUACUGGGACAACAACGAGGGCGCCAACUACUGCUUCGAGUUCCGGGACUCCCCUAAAGACGAGCCCGAGGUGACGCCCCUGAUGAACUACCUCUGACCCGAGCGGAGGCCCCCCGGAGGACCCUAGUAUUUAUUCGUGCGCGCGCGUAGCUGUACAGGAACGAGUGUGUGCGGCCGGGGCUGAGGUGGAAUCCGUUCGCGCUGUGCGUCUCCAGCUCGAAGCCGCCAUAGGUUAGCAAUAAUAAAUGGACAUGUCAGACGAGCGCAGGAUCUGCUUGCCGACGCGGCUCGCGACUGGAUGUGCGAGGACUGUGGCCGAUGUGUCCGCGCUGGUGCCACGCGGGUCGCUCCUUCCUAUUUAUUUAUUUAUUCUGUGUGGGGGGAGCGCACACGCCAGUGAGGAGCAACGAUGUCGUGGUCGUCUUUCAGAGUAGCCCGUCUGCAUUUUUCAGCAUGGAAGGUAUAUUUUUCAAAAAUUUGGGUCGACAACUGCCUUAAAAAUUAUUCCACCGAAUUUUGAACAGUGUGUGUGUUGUGGGUGUUAACGUCAAAGAAAAAAAAAAAAAAAACAAUAAAUGUUUCCGGAAAGCAGAA